AUGCCCAGCAAGACCAAGUACAACCUGGUGGACGACGGGCACGACCUGCGGAUCCCGCUGCACAACGAGGACGCCUUCCAGCACGGCAUCUGCUUCGAGGCCAAGUACGUCGGGAGCCUGGACGUGCCUCGGCCCAACAGCAGAGUGGAGAUCGUGGCUGCCAUGCGCCGGAUCCGGUAUGAGUUCAAGGCCAAGAACAUCAAGAAGAAGAAAGUGAGCGUCAUGGUCUCAGUGGACGGGGUGAAAGUGAUUCUGAAGAAGAAGAAAAAGAAAAAGGAGUGGACGUGGGACGAGAGCAAGAUGCUGGUGAUGCAGGACCCCAUCUAUAGGAUCUUCUACGUCUCCCACGACUCCCAGGACCUGAAGAUCUUCAGCUACAUCGCUCGAGACGGCGCCAGCAACGUCUUCAGGUGCAACGUCUUCAAGUCCAAGAAGAAGAGCCAGGCGAUGCGGAUCGUGCGGACGGUGGGGCAGGCCUUCGAGGUGUGCCACAAGCUGAGCCUGCAGCACACGCAGCAGAGCGCGGACGGCCAGGAGGACGGGGACAGCGAGGGGCCCAGGGACGGGGACCCAGGCCGCCAGCUGACCGGGGCGGAGAGGGCCUCCCCAGCCACCGCGGAGGAGACGGACAUCGAUGCCGCAGAGGGCCCGCUGCCCGGCAGCGCCGGCCUGGACUGCAGCCGAGGGGUGACCGACCUGGACGCCGUGGGGAAGGAGGGCGGCUCCCACGCAGGCUCCCAGGUGGGCAGGGCGGCCCCUCGGGCGCUGCCCCCGGAGCCCGUGCCCUCCGCCUCGCCCCGGAUGCUGCUGCCCCCGCCCUGCGUGCCGGCCCCGGGCGCCGGGACGCCGCUGUCCUCACAGCACCAGCUGCAGCUCCUGCACCAGCUCCUCCAGCAGCAGCAGCAGCAGACGCAAGUGGCCGUGGCCCAGGUUCACCUGCUGAAGGACCAGCUGGCGGCGGAGGCGGCAGCGCGGCUGGAGGCGCAGGCCCGCGUGCACCAGCUGCUGCUGCAGAACAAGGACGCGCUGCAGCACGUAUCCCUGCUGGUCCGGCAGGUGCAGGAGCUGGAGCUGAAGCUGUCGGGACAGAACGCCAUGGGAUCGCAGGACAGCUUGCUGGAGAUCACCUUCCGCUCCGGAGCCCUGCCCGUGCUCUGCGACCCGACGACCCCCAAGCCGGAGGACCUGCCCUCGCCACCCCUGGGCGCCGGCCUGGGCCCGCCCGCGGGCAGCCCCUUCGGUAGGCACGACUGCCCCGUGAAGCUGGAGUGCUUCCGCUUCCCCGGGGCGCGGGGCCGGCCGCUGCUGGGCGGCCUGGAGCUGCUGCGGUUCCGGGAGUCAGGCAUCGCCUCUGAGUGCGAGUCCACCACGGACGAGAGCGAGGAGGAGCCGCCGCGCCUGAGGCACGUGCGGCCGCGCCAGGAGCUGGGCGACAGCCUGGAGGACGAGGUUGCCGUCACGUUUGAGAAUCUGAACGCGUCCCUCACGCCGAAGCUGCAGUCCAGCCGCUCUGUGCCCCACUUGGCCAGGCUGGGGGCUCCCUCCGCUAUAGCCCCGGGGUCUGUGGAGCCGGGCGGGCCGGGCCUCUGGGUGGGCAGCAGCCAGCACCUCAGGAACCUGGGCAGAGCUGUGGGGGCCAAGGUGAAUGACUUCCUGCGGAGGAGGGAGGCCUCGGGCCUGGGCAGCGUGGGCACCAUGGAGGUCAACAGGACAGCAGAGGCCCAGCUGGCCGGCGCGCCCAACGGGGAGGAUGACAGGCCGGCCCUGUCGGACGCCUUCCCUCGGCUGGACCCUCCACCCCCCAUAACUCGGAAGCGAACCCCCCGGGCCCUGAAGACCACGCAGGACAUGCUGAUCUCUUCACAGCCGGUCCUGAGCGACCUGGAGUGCGGGACGGAGCUGUCCCAUGGGCAGCCCCAGGACUCCCCUCCCACUGCCCAGCCUGUCCCAACGGACGCUCCACAGCUGGAGGCCAUGGCAGAAAUGGCCCUGCCCAACGGGGAGGUUCCCCUGUCGGUGCCCGACCUGCUCCACCAGGAGGGCCAAGAGGAGUCCAAGCUGAAGGCCCCCGAGGGCAGCAGGGCCCGCCCCCCGGGCCCCGUGGACAGGAGCAGCCUCCAGCUCAGCCUGAGCCCCAUGCGCCUGGCCGAGCUGCCACAGGACAGCAGCCCCCGCCCUGGGGCGCGGACCUGCAGCCUGGACGGCGAGGGGCCCCACCCGGACCUGCUGUCCUUCGAGUAG
This is a messenger RNA of Molossus molossus (Pallas's mastiff bat), 2241 nucleotides long. Its product is annotated as carboxyl-terminal PDZ ligand of neuronal nitric oxide synthase protein-like. The coding region runs from base 1 to 2241 and encodes 746 amino acids. The transcript is spliced from 12 exons. The record is from RefSeq and is a predicted model, not a curated record. NCBI's taxonomy places the organism in Eukaryota, Metazoa, Chordata, Mammalia, Chiroptera, Molossidae. Gene Ontology annotation, molecular function: nitric-oxide synthase binding.